GAAAUCUAGUAGUAAACCUCACUCCCAUAAUUUUACUAUAUCGUUCAUUGUCAUGUCUUGGUAGUGAGUCGAUGCAGACCAGUUUGUCAAUAAUAUACUUGACAAUGUGAGUUGCGCUCUGUAGAGCUUCACGAUGUCUUCUAUUGUUCCUCUCUCGCCAUAACGAGUAUACCACAUCCUGAAAGGUGUAACGAGAAAUAACCUUUCAGGUUGUGGUAUACUCUUUAUGGAGAGAGGUCUAAUGCUCAUUACUUUACUUGCAGUAGAGAACCAACGGGAGUUUGGAUUCUAAAGAAAUGGAUCAGGUCAAACUUAUUAACGUACUGUAUGUAAUUUCUCAAGAAAAGACUUUGUUGAGACGUCACUUUCUGAGUUCUUUAAGUGUUUAUCUUUUAUUGGCGCAGCCAAAUUAUAUCCUUUUACCAUAAACUAAACUAGUGAUGGGUCAUGUUCAUAUCAUAUAAUAAUGACGGGUCAAGUUCAACGAUCCAUAUAUUAAACAAGUAUGUAUGUUAUUCGAGAUCAGAGUUGCUAAUUCACAUUUCCCAAAUGGAUCCAAGAUUGAUCUCAGCCGCUCAAAUAGGAAGCAUAGAUGACUUGUACGCUCUAAUCCAUGAGGAUCCCUACAUUCUUGAAACCAUCGAUGUCGUACCUUUCAUAAGCACUCCUCUUCAUGUAGCUUCUGCUUUUGGAAAUCUUACUUUUGCCAUGGAGAUGAUGUAUCUUAAGCCAUCAUUUGCUAGGAAACUUAACACAUAUGGGUUAAGCCCAUUGCAUCUUGCUAUAGAGGAAGGUCAAACACGGUUAACUAUGGGGUUACUCAAACUCGAUCCCGAUCUAGUUCGUCUUCGAGGAAAAGAAGGUACGACCCCGUUUCAUAUGCUUGUAAGAAGAGGAGAACUUGAUCUUAUGACGGAGUUCCUUUUGGCUUGUCCUCGUUGUGUUAAAGAUGUGAACGUAAACGGCGAGACGCCUCUACACAUUGCGGUUAUGAACGAUAGAUAUGAAGAACUCGAAGUACUCGUGGGAUGGGUGCAGAGAUUGCGUCAAAUAGAUGCCGAAUUGCUAGAGAUGCAAGUAUUGAACCGAUGUGAUCAGAAUGGUAACACAGCCUUGCAUAUAGCAGCAUAUCAAGAUAAAAUCAAGGCAAUAAAGAUUCUGCUAGGUUCUCGAGCGGUUAACCGAAACAUCUAUAACCGGAAUGGCUUAACCGCUCUAGAUAUUUUGCAAAAUCAGAGAUAUAGGAAUCGAGAAAUCGAAGAAACCAUUCGAAAAUCAGGAGGUGACAUCGCAAACUCUCUACCAAAGUCGAAGAAAUUAUCAGAAAUAUUGAGAUCACCUAUACCUUUCAAAGAGUAUUUGUUCACAAAAGCAGCCCGGUAUAGGAAACACAUAUCAGAUGGAUCACGUAGCGCGCUUUUAGUGAUAGUUGCACUAAUAAUCACGACUACUUAUCAGACAGCUCUUCAACCACCUGGAGGUGUGUACCAAAGCAAUGCUGAGGAAAGUAGUGGUAGGAAGAGUGUUGGUAAGGUUGUGAUGAACCAAACUUAUUUCAAUGUUCUAAGGAGCGUGAAUAGCAUGGCUUUUGAAGGAGCGGGUCUCAUGGCGUUUACCUUUUUACCAGCUGGAGAAGAAUAUGUCUGGUCUUUUCUAUGGAUAAUGGUGCCUCUCCAUGUCUCUUACUUAGUCUCAAUGUCUGUUAUAUCCCCAGAUACGAUAGGGUACUUAUCGUUCAGUAUUGGUUGGGUUAUAUUUGUUGUUAUUGUUUACAUGAUUGUGCUUUUCCUGCGGUGGAAACGGUCUAAGAAGAAGAUACCUGAACCAAGAAGCGAGUUGAUUCUUGAAGGCUUGACAACUUUGAAUCAGGCAAAAGGAGUGUAGUGAUGUGAGUUUGUGUGUUUGGUAAUAAUAAGACGUUAAGUAGUGUUGAUUGUGUGCUAGAUUGUUCAAUGUAAAAUAUGAAUAAUAUCUCUUUGUUAGGACAAACAUGAACUUCCUAUUUUCAAGAUUCGUUGGAGAGAUGAUUGAUGGCAAUAUUUGUGUGUUCUAAUUCCCUAAAUUGUUUUUGAGUAAUUUUCCUUGAUAACAUAUCUAACAAUAGUUAUGUGCAGGGUUCUAAAAAUCGGUCUAGGCGGCGCCUAGGCAGCAACUCGGUCCUAUACGAAACGAUUUUUUAAAAUCCGAUUUAUACCGAUCUAUAUGAUUCAAAUUGGUUUAAACUGUUCUAAAUCAGUUAAAAUUGGUUAAAAUCGAUCUAAAAUUGUCUAUAUAUGUUAAAUAAAGCAAUAAUAUUAUUACAAAUCUACAAAUUUGUCUACUUUCUUCUGUUUUGUAUAUCUAAUUUUGAUAAUUCAUCACAAUAAUUUUAUAAUUAAAGUUAAAAACUAAAAUAUGUUAUACAAAUGUAUAAAAUAUAUAAAAUAAAUCAAC
This is a messenger RNA of Brassica napus (rape), 2433 nucleotides long. RefSeq names its product ankyrin repeat-containing protein BDA1-like. The transcript is spliced from 2 exons. The coding region runs from base 448 to 1884 and encodes 478 amino acids. NCBI's taxonomy places the organism in Eukaryota, Viridiplantae, Streptophyta, Magnoliopsida, Brassicales, Brassicaceae. The record is from RefSeq and is a predicted model, not a curated record. Gene Ontology annotation, molecular function: protein binding.